This is a messenger RNA of Scatophagus argus, 2077 nucleotides long. RefSeq names its product gamma-aminobutyric acid type A receptor subunit beta1 (gene gabrb1). Gene Ontology annotation, cellular component: GABA-A receptor complex; neuron projection; synapse. The coding region runs from base 418 to 1854 and encodes 478 amino acids. NCBI's taxonomy places the organism in Eukaryota, Metazoa, Chordata, Actinopteri, Scatophagidae. Gene Ontology annotation, molecular function: extracellular ligand-gated monoatomic ion channel activity; neurotransmitter receptor activity; GABA-A receptor activity. Gene Ontology annotation, biological process: chemical synaptic transmission; signal transduction; monoatomic ion transmembrane transport. The record is from RefSeq and is a predicted model, not a curated record. The transcript has 9 exons.
AGCGCGCGCUCACUGCUCAUUAUUUAACGUCUUCAAAUUGAGCGGCAGCGGAAAGACGAGCUUGACGCAGAUCGGACGCUGUUGUGACUGUUGGAAUAAGCUGGUAGGGCUGCCGGAGGAGGAGGAGGAGGAGGAGGAAGGGGGGGGUCUGCAUGUGUAUUGACAUCUGAAGUGCUGGGAGCCUGUAUGCGCCGCUUCAUGCGCCAACCUUCACUCCUCAGGUGAAGCGUCCGCACCUAUGGGCUGUUAUUUUUCAUCUCGACAACAUUUUCUUUCAGGCUAAUCUUGUCUCACCUCGCAGCUGACGCUUCGAUGUUGAUAAAACGACGCGCAUGCGUUUCUCUUGGAAUAAUUUUGCAAUCUAAGUUGCAUCCCUGAGAGCUUGUGUCAAAGUCGUUGGCAGGAUCAGAGUUAGUGAUGUGGAGUACUCUGGACCGCGGACGCUGGGGGGUCUGCUGUUUGUCCCUGCUGGUGACUGUAGUCUGCGGGGCGCAAAGUGCCAACGAGCCUAGCAAUAUGUCAUAUGUGAAAGCCACCGUGGACAAGCUGCUGAAGGGCUAUGACAUCCGUCUGCGGCCUGAUUUUGGAGGCGCCCCUGUGGAUGUUGGCAUGAGCAUAGACAUCGCCAGUAUUGACAUGGUGUCUGAAGUCAACAUGGACUACACCAUCACCAUGUACUUCCAGCAGUCCUGGAGAGACAAGCGCCUCUCUUAUACAGGCAUUCCUCUCAACCUCACCCUGGACAACCGGGUGGCAGACCAGCUGUGGGUCCCUGACACCUACUUCAUUAAUGACAAGAAGUCCUUUGUCCAUGGGGUGACAGUGAAGAACCGGAUGAUCAGACUGCACCCUGAUGGAACUGUGCUCUAUGGUCUGAGGAUCACCACAACAGCUGCCUGUAUGAUGGACCUGCGCAGAUACCCACUGGAUGAGCAGAACUGCACCUUGGAGAUUGAGAGCUAUGGAUACACCACUGAUGACAUCGAGUUCUACUGGCAGGGAGGAAGUAACAGAGGCUCAGUCACUGGGGUGGAGAACAUCGAACUGCCACAGUUCUCCAUCAUAGACUACCAAACCCUCUCCAAGAAAGCUGUGUUUGCCACAGGUUCUUAUCCACGCCUGUCCCUGAGCUUUAAGCUGAAGAGGAACAUUGGUUAUUUCAUCCUGCAAACCUACAUGCCUUCCACCCUAAUUACCAUCCUGUCCUGGGUCUCCUUCUGGAUUAACUAUGAUGCCUCGGCUGCCAGAGUAGCCUUGGGUAUAACCACGGUGCUGACCAUGACCACCAUCAACACCCACCUUAGGGAGACUCUACCUAAGAUCCCCUAUGUUAAAGCCAUUGACAUUUACCUUAUGGGUUGCUUUGUCUUUGUCUUUCUGGCCUUGCUGGAGUAUGCCUUUGUCAACUACAUCUUUUUUGGUCGAGGUCCUCACUUGCAGAAGAAGGUGGCAGAAAAAGCUGCUAAGUCUAACAACGAGAAUAAGAGCAGACUGGAGAGCAACAAAGUGCAGGUUGAUGCUCAUGGAAACAUUCUCCUCACCAAUCUAACCAGUGAGAUGAGUGGAACAGAUAUGAUGGGUGCUCUCAAUGACCCUCGGGCUACCAUGUUCUCUUAUGAUAGCGCCAGCAUACAGUACCGCAAGCCCAUGACCAGCCGAGACCUGUAUGGACGACCGGCCAUUGACCGGCCAAUUGGCCACAAGAAGGGCCGCUUGCGGAGGAGGGCCUCACAGCUAAAAGUCAAAAUCCCUGACCUCACGGAUGUCAACGCCAUAGACAAGUGGUCCCGUGUCGUCUUCCCAAUCGCAUUCACUUUCUUUAACCUGGUCUAUUGGCUUUACUAUGUCCACUAGGGUGGCAGAAGUGUGCAUGUGUGGUUGCACUACUGCUUAUGAUUUGGCAGAAAAGCAACCUAAAUCUUGUACAGCGAUGGAAGUAGAGCAGCAUUCAGUAGGUUUGUAUAAAUCCUGUUUUGGAAUGAGGAGGACUGUAUAUCUUUUCACUGUAAAUACAACUUAAUGUGUAUAUAUAUAUAUAUAAUAUAUAUACACACACACAUGUAUACAUAUAUAUAUA